UCCACACGGAAAACACACGAAAGACUCCAGUGAGAUGUGAAUGACAGCAAUAAACUGAGGGCAAAGGAAGGAGCUGAGGCUGAUAACAGAGCAGGAACUUUCAUGCUACCUAAAUACCGUUUUCAGACAUGUUUAAGAUUGUGUAAACUGCGUGUCAGAUUAUGGAUUUAAGGAGUGUAAUCGCGUUGUUUGCACUGAUCACAGCUCAGUGUGCGCGCGCAUCGCCGCCGAACUUUGUGCUGCUGUUCGCGGAUGAUUUGGGUUACGGUGAUCUGGGGUGUUUCGGACACCCGAGCUCUCUCACCCCGAAUUUAGACCGACUGGCGGCGCGCGGGCUGCGUUUUACCGACUUCUACGUCACGAGUUCCGUGUGCAGCCCCUCCAGGGCAGCCUUGCUAACGGGUCGCUAUCAGACUCGAUCCGGGAUCUAUCCUGGUGUGCUCUAUCCGGGCUCAAAAGGGGGUCUCCCGCUCAACGAGACCACUGUCGCAGAGGUGCUUAAAUCUAAGGGUUACGCUACAGCCAUAAUGGGCAAAUGGCACCUGGGCGUCGGGCUGAAUGGCACUUACCUGCCCACCCGACAGGGCUUUGACAGUUAUCUCGGUAUCCCAUACUCACACGACCAGGGUCCCUGUCAGAAUCUCACGUGUUUCCCUCCGGAUGUGAAGUGCUAUGGCUUCUGUGAUCAGGGUGUUGUAACUGUACCUCUCAUGUUUAAUGAGAAUAUCAAGCAGCAGCCUGCAGACUUCCUGCAGCUUGAGAAGGCCUACAGUGAAUUUGCCUCUCAGUUCAUCAGUGUUGCUGUCCAAAAUAAGCACCCGUUCUUCCUGUACUAUCCUUCACAUCACACACACUACCCUCAGUAUGCAGGUGCAGACUAUGCAGGGAAGUCUCCUCGUGGGCCGUUCGGUGACUCUCUGAUGGAGUUUGAUGGCACUGUGGGGAAGAUUCUGCAAACUCUGGAGGAGACGGGUGUGAUCAACAACACUCUCAUCUUCUUCACUGGUGACAACGGGCCAGAGCUCAUGCGGAAGUCUCGUGGGGGAAACGCAGGACUGAUGAAAUGUGGCAAAGGCACGACUUACGAAGGAGGAAUGAGAGAGCCGGCCAUCGCAUAUUGGCCUGGAUCCAUCCAACCAGGUGUGACCCGUGCUCUGGCCAGCUCUUUGGACAUUCUGCCCACCUUUGCCAAGCUGGCUGGAGCUGCGUUACCUGAUGUUCAACUAGACGGGGUCGACAUGACAAACAUCCUGUUGAAUCACGGACCGAGUGAAAGACAGGCCAUCUUUUACUACCCGACUAAUCCAAGUGAGAAGUAUAGUGUGUUUGCGGUGAGAUGGACAAAUUUCAAAGCACAUUACUAUACACAGGGUGCAAUUCACAGUCAAAGCACCCCAGACAGCAACUGCUCAUCACUUCCCCUCCUGCAUCAUGAUCCUCCUUUACUAUAUAACUUGGAGGCAGACCCCUCAGAAUACUAUAACCUCAACAGUGCCGAAUGGGACUCUGUGCUCAAGCAAAUCCAGGCCGUCAAGGAGCACUUUGAGGCUUCUAUGGUGUUUGGAGAGAGUGAGAUUGCCAAAGGGAGAGACUCUGCACUCGAGCCCUGCUGCAUUCCUAAUUGCACCCCUAAACCUGAAUGCUGCCACUGCACUUCUGCGCUUUGAAUGGAAGCAGCGGCAAGCCGGCACACUGCCAAAACCCAGCACCACCACAAUAACAUGAAAUUACAAUUCACAAGCCAUCCGAAAGACCGUUGAUUUUCUUGCGAUGAAAAAGCAUAACUUUUCUGGAAUCUUGUUCAGGUUAGGUUCUUUGUUGAAGGAAAACAAAUGAAAAUAUUUUAUAAAAAAUACAGUGUUACAGUUAUUAAUUUUCUCUCUCAUCUCUCAGUUUGCAGACCAAAAUGUGGCUCUGACUAGUUCACUGAUAUAAUAAUAGGCUGUUAACAGUGACUUGUUUCAAAGGGAAUAGAGGAGUAUUACAGUUAUGAAAGGUGUUUAUUGUUAAGCACAAAUGUAUGAAUGUUUAUGUCAUACUGUCCUUUAAGAUUCAUUCAAUAUCAGUCUGCGUUUAACACUGAAUCUUAAUUGUGGAGUGAUAUUUAGAAAUAAAAGGAAGUUAUAGAACACAGGUCUUGAGAUAUUUUAUUCCUCCUCAUCAAACGUACAGUAUACAAGGCUGAACUAGCUGAAUGGCAACUCAUUUAUUAGAGAGUAUAGAAAAAUGCUUAUAUUAAUAUACUAAUUAAAUAUGUAUAUUACCACAUUAUAUUUGCAUGGUAGAAAUUAAACAGUG
Messenger RNA from Sinocyclocheilus grahami, 2298 nucleotides. RefSeq names its product arylsulfatase A (gene arsa). NCBI's taxonomy places the organism in Eukaryota, Metazoa, Chordata, Actinopteri, Cypriniformes, Cyprinidae. Bases 162 to 1667 code for a protein of 501 amino acids. Gene Ontology annotation, molecular function: arylsulfatase activity. The record is from RefSeq and is a predicted model, not a curated record. The transcript has 8 exons.